AUGAAAGAGGUAAUCGCUGAAAAGAGACCAAUAAGAGAUGGGUCGGUAACCUUGAAUGAAAAGUGUAAUGAAAUAUCACCAAGUAGGAGAAUCCCAAACAAGCAAAAGGAUCAUGGAGCGGUCACAGUCCCAUUCACUAUAAAAUACAGAACUUUCAAGCUAGUACUAAUUGAUUCUAGAGCAAGUGUGAGUCUGAUGCCAUUGUCAAUAUACCAAAGGCUUGGUAUUGGAAAUGUCAGUGAUACAAGGACAAAUCUUAAGUUUGCAGAUCACUCCAUAAAGAAUGCAUAUGGGAUAGCGGAAGACGUACUGGUAACAAUAAAGCAAUUUGGUUUUCCUAUUGAUUUUAUGAUCAUAGACAUACCUGAGGAUGAAGAGACACCUAUCAUUCUUGGUCGACCAUUCAUGCGGACAAGUCGAUGCAAUUCCGACAUAGACCACGACACACUAACUUUAAAAGUUUAUGAUGAUAAAAUAACCUUGAAUGUUCUUAAAAAUAGGAGGCUAGAGGUGGAAAAAGAAUAUCACUAUCAAGUAGGCAUGAUCAGGAAAGAUGUGAAAGGCCAAAGUGACAUUCCAACAUCAGAAAAAGUCUCAAGAAGGCCAUCUCAACUGGUCUCACCUCCAUUAGCAACCCCGAGUGGAAAAACUCUUAUUUCCAUUCCAAAAGCCAUGAGAAAUAAGAUAAAGUGA
This is a messenger RNA of Lathyrus oleraceus (garden pea), 693 nucleotides long. RefSeq lists its product as uncharacterized. The transcript has a single exon. Bases 1 to 693 code for a protein of 230 amino acids. Lineage: Eukaryota; Viridiplantae; Streptophyta; Magnoliopsida; Fabales; Fabaceae. The record is from RefSeq and is a predicted model, not a curated record.